GUGACGUAAAGGAUGGGUACUGGAUUAUCGUCCGGGUAGAAACCGCAGGAAAAAUGGCUGAGAAGAAUGACACUGAAACCUUUGAUGUAAUCGAACUGGCAGAACAUGUGAAGAAACAAAAGUGGUGGAGCAAAAUGUUUGGCAAAAAUAAUUCUGGACCAGCCGCUGAGAAGUACUCCGUAGCAACACAGCUGGCCAUUGGAGGUGUGACGGGCUGGUGUGCAGGGUACUUGUUUCAGAGAGUCGGAAAACUUGCAGCAUCGGCUGUAGGUGGCGGCUUCUUUUUGCUCCAGAUUGCUCAUCAUACAGGCUAUAUUCAAGUGGACUGGAAAAGAGUGGAGCAGGAUGUGAACAAGGCCAAGAAGCAGCUGAAGCUCAAUUCAGAUAAGCCCUCCAAAGAAGUGAGAACGAAAUUUAAUGAGGUGCAGGUAUUCAUCAAGAAAAACAUUGUUCUCACAGGGGGCUUUGCAGGAGGAUUUCUGAUUGGUCUGGCUUCAUAGGAGCUCUCUUACUCCUUACUAUUUUGUCUUAUACUCCAAGGAUGCCAUUCACAAUAUAUACAACAGAUUGCAGCCUUUGAAGUGUGCGAUAUUGCAGCUUGCAUUAAAUUCAGCACUCCUUUAUCAGCCUAAUUAAGGCAUGUAAUGAUGUGUUCAUCAGGAGAUAUAUUUAAGCAUGCUAGAAUAUAUUGAUAUAGUAUUUCAUUGGUUUUUAGACAUACAUGGUGUUCAGUUUGUACUUGACACCCCAGUUACACUUUUGUUACCAUUUAUUUGAUCAUUUUGCUUUAUAUAUUUUGGUAUGAAACAUUUUUAAACAACCAUGAUUUUAUUUAAAUAUGAAAUAUGUAAAAAGAAAUUACACCCUUUAAAAAAACAUAUUUAAACUUACUGUAAUGAUUCAUGGUGUGCGUUUAAAUGUUCUAAUUCAAAACCUCUUAUUGUCUGCAAUAAAUUGGAACUUAAUUUUAAAGAAAUG
This is a messenger RNA of Xyrauchen texanus (razorback sucker), 978 nucleotides long. RefSeq names its product FUN14 domain-containing protein 1-like. Bases 54 to 500 code for a protein of 148 amino acids. Gene Ontology annotation, cellular component: mitochondrial outer membrane. The transcript has 5 exons. The record is from RefSeq and is a predicted model, not a curated record. Lineage: Eukaryota; Metazoa; Chordata; Actinopteri; Cypriniformes; Catostomidae. Gene Ontology annotation, biological process: autophagy of mitochondrion.